Pelobates fuscus (common spadefoot toad) is the source of this 1244-nucleotide messenger RNA. Its product is annotated as carbohydrate sulfotransferase 5-like. Gene Ontology annotation, biological process: N-acetylglucosamine metabolic process; carbohydrate metabolic process; sulfur compound metabolic process. The coding region runs from base 18 to 1190 and encodes 390 amino acids. Gene Ontology annotation, molecular function: N-acetylglucosamine 6-O-sulfotransferase activity. Gene Ontology annotation, cellular component: Golgi membrane; trans-Golgi network. Lineage: Eukaryota; Metazoa; Chordata; Amphibia; Anura; Pelobatidae. The record is from RefSeq and is a predicted model, not a curated record. The transcript has a single exon.
UCUUUUUAUCCAGUAUCAUGGUCAAAUUCAGUUUAGGAAAGUUCUCUAUCUUUCUUCUGAUCGUAGCACAAACUGCAGCAUUGGUCUGUUUCGUUCUGCAGCUGCAUUACAGCCCUUCUGCUCCGGUCAAGACGCAUGAACGGACGCACGUGCUCAUCCUGUCUUCGUGGAGAUCUGGAUCUUCAUUUACCGGGCAAAUAUUCAGCCAACACCCCAACGUCUUCUACUUAAUGGAACCAGCAUGGCAUGUGUGGUCUACAAUGUAUCAGAACAGCGCUAAAGUAUUGCAUAUGGCGGUGCGGGAUCUGAUCCGCUCGGUGUUUCUGUGUGAUAUGUCGGUGUUUGAUGCUUAUUUGCCAUCACAUAAGAUCAAAUCAAGCCUGUUUCAGUGGGAGACCAGUCGCGCUCUAUGUACCCCGCCAGCGUGUGAAGCUUUCGAACGACAUGAGGUCAUUUCGCAGAGUGACUGCAGAACUCUCUGUGGUAAAUAUCCAUUUGAGACCAUUAGGCAAGCUUGUAGAACAUACAGCCAUAUUGUUCUUAAAGAAGUGAGAUUGUUUGAUUUAAAGGUGCUCAACCCGCUACUCCAGGAUCCGUCUCUUAACCUCAGGAUAAUUCACUUGGUACGAGAUCCCCGUGGCGUUUUCAACUCUCGGCUAAAGAGAACCGAUGAGCUCAGUAGGGACAGUGAUAUUAUUAUGGGGCAGAAAGCAGAACCGGACAUGGUUAGGGAAUACAAGGUGAUGGAGGAGAUCUGUAGGAGCCAAGCUGAGAUGUAUCAUAUGGCCACGAAGCAGAGCCCCAACAUUCUUCAUGGCCGCUACCUGACCGUGCGUUAUGAAGACAUAGUCAAUGAACCUAUUGUAAAGGCCAAGCAGAUGUACCAAUUUGCAAACCUUCAAUUUACCUCCAGACUUAAGACGUGGAUACACAACAUAACGCAUGGCAAAGGACAAGGAGAAGGUUUCAUCAUAACUUCUAGAGAUGCCCAGAACGUGUCCAAAGCAUGGAGGAACGCUCUGCCCUUUAAAACAAUUCAGACAAUACAAAAUAUUUGUGCUGAAGCCAUGGGAGUAUUUGGCUACCAGAUUCUGGCAAAAGAAGAGGAUCAGAAAGACUCCUCAUUAGAUCUUCUCUUACCGUGGCAGAGCAAGUCUCAGAGAAAAAAUCAGCAGUCCAAGCAUCAAUGAGGGACUAACUAAUUUAGGACUAUUUAACAAACACUUGGAGCAGGGUCAUGAAUG